CGAAAGCUCCUUACCGCGUCAUAAACCUAGAUCCACAGCUGCCUUUUAAGUAAUGCACGUUAGAAUGACAUUUAGUACAGUUCUUUUCAAAUAUCUUGCCGGCCCUACAUUAUCGGAGAACUGGGUAGUACCUUACCCACACAUCCAAAUACGCCCAUUACAUCUAAAAGUUACUAAUUAGCCCUUCCGUUCUUUUUUCAUCAUUUUUUUUCUACGAAUAUUUUGACAGUAGAAACCCACGGGCAGUCCGUCAAGAUUGUUUACUUUUUCUUAUCAAAUUUACGCAAGUAUUCUAUUCAUUGAACUUGUGACUCUAAAGCAGGGGUUCUUAAACUGUUAUUCUUGAUAAAAGAUACUACUAUGUAAAAUCUAAAAGUCAUUAAAAAUCGUUUAACUUCAGCCCAUACUGGGAUAUUUCAUAACUUUCAUACUAAGAUGAAUCAGAACGAAUACUAUCUUGCGAACUUUUCGUUAGUGCGAAGUGUAGUAGUGAAGUACCUAGUGGUCCAAAAAUCAUAGAAGAUAAUUGUAUUGUUUUUAGCAAGGCGAACUGGCGUACCGCCGGCGACCAAUGGCUUACUGGCAGGUAAAUUGAAACACAUUUAGGGAACAUACUUUUGUUUCUUUCAGUCAACGAACCACUAGUUGAGAACCUGUGUUCUAGAGAUUAAUAGUGAUACAAAUUUAAAGCGUAAAUGUUAGUGUUUGCAACAUGGAGACGAUCACAAUCCUCGCUUUACUCUUCAUUCUAUUUUGUGCACGUGCUCAUGCGCAGUCGUUACAACAUUGCCAGGACAGAGCCUUGAGAUGUCAAGAUGGGGUCUGCGUUGACUUUCAGUUCUCGUGCGACACAGAGACCGAUUGUUUUCGUUUUGGUAACAAACGUGUCCGAGAUAGUAAUGGUCAGUUGGGCUGCGAUGUGAACGAGUUCGAAUGCCCGAACAAGCGCUGCGUGCCGCUGAGUUGGGUAUGCGACGCGGAGGAGGACUGCGAAGAUGGCUCCGACGAGCGUGACUGUAUGACCCUCGACAGCAUCCCCAUCACUUGCCCCGCUAAACUGCUGCGGCCCUACUUAAAAACAUUCAAAAAACAUAACAUUCAAAAUGUUUCUAUAACUUGUACAUCUUGUAUCUCCUCAGGCCAACAAAAUACAGCGUUGAAGCUAAAGAUAUAUCCGGAACUCUCUACAGUUUACGUCCGCGUUGGUUAUACUUUAGUAUUGCAAUGCCGGGAUGAGGGCAUUAUGCGUGUGCCUGUGCUCUGGAGAAGGAAAGGCAAGGGACUGUUUUCAACCAGAACCGCAAUGACGAGAGGGGGACGUUUGGAAAUCCAAGAGGCAGAUAUAACGGAUAGUGGGACCUACGUCUGUCAAUCACAUAGUAGGCAUUUACUCGUACGCCAACCCGAUACAGAAGUAACAAUCUCUGUUGUAGUUACAAACGAUACUGUAGUUACAAAUCAAGAUAUAUUUAAAGAAGUUGAGCAACCAAAAUGUUACACGGACAAGUUCCAAUGCCAUUCGGAUAAGCGGUGUUUGCCGUUGGCAUGGACCUGCGAUGGCGAAGAAGACUGCUCAGAUGGUUCCGACGAACGAAAUUGCUUCACUGUAAACUCCAAAUAGUUAAUUAAUUAUAAUGUAUCCCAUAGCCUGUUACAAAUAAAAGCUACAAAUUAUUCGUACCGCUUAUUUUACGCUGAAAUAUUAAAAAAUAAUUACUUGCCCGAACUUUGCUAGAACUUAGUGUUAUAAAUGUCACCUUGCACUUUGCUUUUGCCCUGCAUCCAGUGUUUUGAUCAAAAUAAUUCAAUAAAUCUAUUCUAGCAAGCAGCGGUUUGAUAUCUGCUGGCAAGAAUUUUCUUUUGAGUAUUUUUAAAGUGGGCGACAACGCUCCCUUGUUGGCGCUGGAGUCCUAAAGAAUACCCUGGAGGCGGAGAGAGCCCAAAAAAAA
Messenger RNA from Papilio polytes (common Mormon), 1949 nucleotides. Its product is annotated as very low-density lipoprotein receptor-like. Gene Ontology annotation, cellular component: plasma membrane. Gene Ontology annotation, molecular function: protein binding. Bases 713 to 1621 code for a protein of 302 amino acids. The record is from RefSeq and is a predicted model, not a curated record. The transcript is spliced from 8 exons. NCBI's taxonomy places the organism in Eukaryota, Metazoa, Arthropoda, Insecta, Lepidoptera, Papilionidae.